This is a messenger RNA of Metopolophium dirhodum (rose-grain aphid), 1371 nucleotides long. Its product is annotated as piggyBac transposable element-derived protein 4-like. The coding region runs from base 1 to 1371 and encodes 456 amino acids. Lineage: Eukaryota; Metazoa; Arthropoda; Insecta; Hemiptera; Aphididae. The transcript is spliced from 2 exons. The record is from RefSeq and is a predicted model, not a curated record.
AUGGAAAUCUGGUACACCAUUCAACCUAAGGUUCACCAGUUUUGUCCAAGUAAAAGUGGUAUCCAAAAAGAGUUUGAACUAAACAGUAACUUUACUAUUUUAGAUUUUUUUGAAGCUCUCGUAACUCCAUUUUUAUUGGGCAAAGUUGCAUAUGAAACAAAUGAAUACUAUAGGCAAAACACUGAAUCACAUAUUAUGUCAUGUCGCAAUGCAAGUUGGUAUGACACUACAUCAGAGGAAUUAUAUUUAUUUAUUUCAGUACAAAUGCUUAUGGCUAGAAAUAAAAAACUUGACAUUUCAGAAUAUUGGUCUACAGAUCCACUACUUUAUUCUCCUAUUUUUGGAAAAAUCAUGAGUAUAAAUCGGUUUCAGUUACUUUUGCGUUAUAUUAAUUUUUGUAAUAAUAACAAUCAAGUCACAAAUGACCGCUUAUUCAAAAUUGAUAUAGUAUUAAAAGACAUAAAGAAUAAUUUCAGAUCUGCUAUGGUGUCAUUUCAAAAUCUUGUUAUAGAUGAGAGUUUGGUGCUAUGGAAAGGGAGACUUUCAUUCAAGCAAUUCAUAAGAACUAAACGUCAUCGGUUUGGAAUAAAAUUUUUUAUUUUGUGUGAUGUAGAAACAGAUUAUAUUUUAGAUUUUAUUAUAUACACUGGAAAAACUACACGUCUUGUUUCGUGUAAUCCUAACUUGGGCCAAUCAGGUGCUGUUGUAAAAACAUUGAUGAAAAGAUAUUUAAAUAUAGGGCAUACUCUAUAUACUGACAACUGGUAUACAUCACCAAUACUUUCAAUGUACUUACAUAAAAAAAACCCCAAUACUUGUGGUACUGUAAGGUAUAAUCGUCGUGGAAUGCUACCAUUCAAAAAAACUGAAUUUCAACCAGGUCAAACUGAAAGUAUACAUACUGAAAAAAUGUUUACAAUAAAAUGGAUGGACUGGAGGGAGGUGCAUAUGCUUACCACGAUACAUGGAGAUGAACAAUUGCCUAUUCAAAAACAUGGUAAAAUAACCAUGAAACCGAAAUGUGUAAAAGAAUACAAUGAAAAUAUGGGAUCUGUGGAUAAGACUGAUAUGUUACUUAGUGGUGUAGAGUAUUUAUCAUUAUUAAAUGCUUACUCAUCAUAUAAGACAGUUACUGGAAAUCAUAUUCCAAUAGCUCAGUUUCAGAUGGAACUAAUAAGGCAGAUAAUAGAAAAAUAUCAAACCGAUCGUCUACCAAAAUCAAGACCACCGACUAAGGACCAACCAUCAAAACUAAUUGAUAAGCAUUUUUCCUCAGAAGUUCCAGCAACACAAUCUAGAAGGCUUGCCAGAAGAAGAUGCCAACUAUGCAAGAAAAAUAAUAAGAGAACUGACACUAGAUACAGAAUGUGA